AUGACACGAAUCACAGAAGUUUGGGCGUCGAAUCUCGAGCACGAGAUGAACCAAAUUCGCGAAAUAAUUGACGACUAUCCAUACAUUGCCAUGGACACUGAAUUUCCUGGUGUGGUGGCACGGCCCAUCGGUGCAUUCCCGACCCCUUCUGAUUACCACUACCAGACGAUGCGAUGUAAUGUCGACCUUCUCAAAAUCAUACAAGUGGGCUUGACACUCGCGGACGAGGAGGGGAACUUCCCAGAGAACUCGACAUGGCAGUUCAACUUUCAAUUUAAUAUUAAUGACGAUAUGUAUGCCCCCGACUCUAUAGACCUACUACAAAAGGCUGGUUUCGAUUUCCAGCGACACGAAGAGAUGGGGAUUUCACCAAACGUGUUCGCCGAGUUGAUGAUAACGUCAGGCCUUGUGCUUAAUCCAGACAACAAGUGGAUAUCAUUCCACAGCGCCUACGACUUUGGGUAUUUCCUUAAGCUCCUCACUGGUGCUUCUCUUCCUGUUGCAGAGGAGGAGUUCUUCGACCUCCUACGGACAUGGUUCCCCACCGUGUACGAUAUCAAAUUCAUGGUCCGCAAGUCUAAUGUACUCAACCGCGGUCUCCAAAAUCUCGCGGAUGAACUUGGGGUCACACGCGUUGGCACUUCGCACCAAGCAGGCUCCGAUUCCCUCCUGACCUCAUCUGCCUUCUUCAAGAUGCGCGAAUUGUACUUUAGCGAUUCCAUCGACGAUGCACAUUACUCUGGACAGCUCUAUGGAUUUGGCCAGACGUUCACCGUUGCGAAUGGAGCUGCCGAUCAUGGAAGAGGCGGAACCACCAUCGCGGAACGCGAAGACAGAAUUUGUUUCACCUUGAGCAUCCUGUAUAUUUCACAACUGUAG
This is a messenger RNA of Pleurotus ostreatus (oyster mushroom), 879 nucleotides long. RefSeq names its product CCR4-NOT transcription complex subunit 8 (gene CNOT8). Bases 1 to 879 code for a protein of 292 amino acids. Gene Ontology annotation, cellular component: P-body; CCR4-NOT core complex; CCR4-NOT complex. The record is from RefSeq and is a predicted model, not a curated record. Gene Ontology annotation, molecular function: poly(A)-specific ribonuclease activity; nucleic acid binding. NCBI's taxonomy places the organism in Eukaryota, Fungi, Basidiomycota, Agaricomycetes, Agaricales, Pleurotaceae. The transcript is spliced from 6 exons.